This is a messenger RNA of Ceratitis capitata (Mediterranean fruit fly), 3723 nucleotides long. RefSeq names its product hormone-sensitive lipase (gene Hsl). NCBI's taxonomy places the organism in Eukaryota, Metazoa, Arthropoda, Insecta, Diptera, Tephritidae. The transcript has 8 exons. Gene Ontology annotation, molecular function: sterol ester esterase activity; triacylglycerol lipase activity. Gene Ontology annotation, cellular component: cytosol. Gene Ontology annotation, biological process: cholesterol metabolic process; triglyceride catabolic process. The record is from RefSeq and is a predicted model, not a curated record. Bases 803 to 3625 code for a protein of 940 amino acids.
UUCCUUUUACUGCUUUUUACAACUUCCUACAUCCGGCAGCCCUAUUCAAAUAAUAAUCCAGUCGAACAGCUGUCAGCAAAACUCGUUUGUUGACAUUUUAUGCGAUUACCUUAUUCUACGAAUUUUCAAUAAUACAACAAAAAGAAACAAAACAACACAGUCGAAAAUCAAAUAAUUUUGUUUCAUCAAUUGGUUUUUGUGCAUCGGUUAAAUUUGCUAGGCGGAAGGAAAUAUUUUUUUUCUGCAGUAGCUCCGUUUCUUUAAAGUAUUCACAAAAUUUGAAGUGAAAAGAAUUUUUGUGAAAAACUUUAUGAACGUUUAAAAAUUGCACGGGCGAAGCGAAAAUCUUUGAGUGAAAUAUAUAAAGUUGCGACGACAAAAGUGUUUUUGUUUGGUCGCACUUUGGCCAAACGAGGCAGUGUGACGUGAGCAGGAACUAUGUAUGUACGCGAGUGCACAAAGUAGAGCAAUUAAUGCAGGCUAAAUCGUAAGAAGCUUGGUGGUGUGCGGUGCAGUCCUGAAACCGGGGCGUUUUUAAAAUAGUCAGCGGUGGAUUAACAUAUCGUUGUUUCGAAGAGGCUCCAAGGGAAAAUUAAGAACUGCAAAAAAAGACUAAAAAAAAAACAAGUUUGUUGAAAUUAUGAACAGUGAACGGCAAAAAGAGUUAAAGUGAGUGAACAACCAAGCGGUGGGCAAAUAGAGGACGGAAACAAAUAAAAGCAAAGCAGCUCAACGUAAGCGACAAAGACACAAAAAAAAAGGAAACAACAACAAGAAGCAAACGAUAAAUCGGCAGGUGAAUAUGGAGUGCAUUGAGUCGCAAGCUGUGGCCACAGAAAGUACUACUAAUGGUAUUCCGAACGGUAGGGAAAAAUUGCAAGUAGAAAGUUUAAAAUCAAGGUCAAACGGUCAGACACUUCAAACCGUUAUAACUCCACCGCCUACACCUACGCCUGCAUCUUCUUCAGCCGCUUCGACAGCUUCAUCUGCUGAUCUAGCAGACGUCUCGGGACGCGAUCAAACAAUGUCUGAGCCGCCAACUGACGAGCAGAAGACCGAGCAAACUGAGCCGGCAUUGCAACUUAUCUACGCAGAACUGCUCGAGCAAUGCGCUGAGCAUGCGGAGCACUUCAGAGAGGAUCACUCCGAAAAAGGACAACGUUUGUAUGCGGCAUUUGUUGCUUGGCAGGAUUUCAUACGCUUGGCCAACAAACUAGUGUUGCAAAUUGAAGCCUUCGCUCACAAGUAUGAUUUUGAUGAGCAUACACCGGGUAACGGUUAUCGCAGUUUUAUUUCUGUUACGAAUUCCUGCAUUACUUAUGGCAAAAGUAUAUGCAAGAAUCUGCAUGCAACGCGUGCCGCUAUGUUCUUUCGUAAGAAACAUUACAUGAAGGAGGUGGAGUCGUGUUCGCAGUUGCUCUCCUCGUUAUGUAGUUGCUUGCAUUAUUUACUCAUAAUGCACGAUUGGUCGUGUGACUCGGGUGAUCUCUUUGCCAACGGACAGCACUCGGCUGAGGAGCUCUUCGAGAUGGGCGAUACAAUCAAUCAGUAUGCGUUCUACGGGCGCUGUCUUGGGUUUCAGUAUGACAAUUCUCUUCGCGGUGUUUUACGUUUCAUUGCGAUUGGCAUGGCGAGCUUCUCCGAGGUGUUUUAUGCACAAACCGAAGGCAAAAUAACAAAGACAACACGUAGCUUGUGGACCGGCAGCAAAUACUUUUUGAAUCCGGAGCAAUGUGCGCGACGCAUUGUGAAUAUUUCGCAGAAUGCGAAAAUCGAUUUUUGCAAAGCUUUCUGGUUUCUAGCCGAGUCGGAGAUGAUGCACACCAUACCGACUAUUGUUGGUAGCUCGGUGAAGGUGAAUCGCGUGAUUGACAUACCAUCUGAGCCGUUACAGUUGCCACGGGUUAAUAAGACACAAAAGUUACGCGCGGCUACAGCGACCGAUGUCAACCAGAACGACAAUGCCGAGCUGAUCGAUAUACCACUGCCUACGGCGCACAUUGGACCUGGCAACUCUGUAAGGGUACGUUUGCUAAGUUAUUCGCGUCGCGAAGGCAUGAUUGGCGAGGGCAUAUUCACGCGUGGUUGGCGCCGCAUACCGGCGCGUAGUCGUAGCGUACUUUUUCAUUGCCAUGGUGGUGGUUUUGUAGCACAAUCAUCGAAAUCUCAUGAGCUCUAUCUACGCGAUUGGGCUGCAGCGCUCGAUGUGCCCAUAAUAUCCGUGGAUUAUAGUCUUGCGCCCGAAGCGCCUUUCCCACGCGCACUCGAAGAAGUUUUCUACGCUUAUUGCUGGAUGUUGCGUAACGCCGAACAUUUAGGCACUACUGCGGAGCGGAUUGUACUCGCUGGCGAUUCAGCUGGUGCCAAUCUUUGUAUUGGCGUUGCUUUAAAAUGCAUUGAGCAGGGUGUACGUGUGCCUGAUGGUUUGUUUUUGGCCUACUGUCCGACACUAAUCAGUUUCGUGGCAAGUCCUGCGCGUCUAUUGUGCCUCAUGGAUCCGUUGUUGCCUUUUGGCUUUAUGAUGCGUUGCUUGCGCGCCUAUGCCUCACCUGGGCGUGAGCAGAUGGAAGAGAAUUCCAAACAUAUAGCCGAAAUGUCUGAUAUACGUAAUGCAACACCAUCGCAGGAACGUCAUUUUACGCUGCAAAUGGAAAAGGAGUAUAGUGCAACAUCUAGUGGACGAACAUCGGCGGCAAAGAGUCCGAUUUCAUCGGUGGCGGAGAACUCCAAGUGGGAGCAAAUGUUAAAAGACGGCACAGCUCUGGAUGUGAAUGCUGUCGAAGCAGACGCCAAAACGGAGGACAGCAGUGAUACAUUUGCCAGCGCAUCCAAUCAAAACAGUCAGACUGUUGAACGCACCGAUUUACCCUCCGCCGAAGAAGAUAACAGUCUGUGCGUUUCCUUUGAGGAUGAUUCCCAACCAAUUGUACACUAUCCCAUACAACUUACCGCCGAUCUACAAAAAGACUCCGAUUCAGAGCAAUACAUCGAUCGUUUUCUAGAUAAAUAUCUCAUUGACACCAAUACACAAGAGGCUAAAGAGCAGCAAGGUAAUGGCACAACAUGUUUGAAUGGCAUUACAUCAACAAUAGCGCGUACAGCAUCAGAGGAGAAUAUAAUCAUUGAUACGGGCAAAGAAGUAAUUGCGUUCGAAACGUUACAUGGACGAUUCAACAAUGCCUUCAAUGCGCUUACAACAACAUUUGAUCGUUACACCAAAUCCAGUGAGAUACGCGGCGUGAAGGAGGCAUCCGAGCGUAUACAGGAUUUGCGUAACAUGGACGCAUUGAUAGCACGUAGCCCUAGUUUAGAGUUUGCCUUUCAAGUGCCAAAAGAUCCAUUCCUAUCGCCCUAUUGGGCUAGCGAUGAGUGGCUAAAGCAGUUGCCGAAUACGAAGAUAUUGACACUCGAUAUGGAUCCUUGUCUCGAUGAUUGCGUUAUGUUUGCGCGUAAACUAAAGAAACUAGGCCGACCAGUAUCCUUAGAGAUAUUGAAGGGCUUGCCACAUGGUUUCCUUAAUUUUACAAUGUAUUCAAGUGAGGCGCGUGACGGCUCCAAGCAAUGUAUUCAAAACCUUAAAGAACUACUAGCGAUUCCGGCGGAUACAUCAAGAAGCAGUAAAUAAUUAAUACAACAGCAAUUUCAUAAUAUUUUUGCAAUAAGUCCAUUCAAAUACUUUAUAAAUUAUUAAGACAGUUUAAAAAAAAUCACAUAAAAACAGUA